UAUUUUUUGCCCAUCUUUCUCUCUCAAACUUUCCCCUAUCUUUCUCUCUCUAGAGCUGAAUUUCUAUCAGUGAAAUAUCCUUAGGGUUAAAUAUCGCGGUUGAAUUCAUCCAAUCUGGCUGGGAAUCAGUCCAGAAGAUUAUAGAGAUGGAUUAUCACAUUUGUUUUCCUGUGGUUUUCGAUUGGUUGGGAGUGAGCUGUGACAGGAUUUUGCUGGAUUAAUCAGAGGGAGUUUUGAUCGGAGGUUCUUAUUUGUUCAUCGUUUCUUACUCGAUUGAAUGUAAGGUACUUAUUAUCAACAACAACGUUCCAGCUUUGAAAGAGAGCCAACAGAAGUUUGAUAUAUCGCAACUUCUGCAUCUAAAUCUAUGGGAUCAAUAGUUGAGAUUGACUCGAUUUCUAUAGAUAUUAAUUGCGCCAUUGAAGACAAUGCAUUGCAGGAGCAUGAUCAUUUCUCGAUACGUGAGUAUGUUGCUGAGAUGAGGGAUAAAAACAGAAAGAUUUGUAUGCCAUUUGGCACCCAAGAUGUUAUGAUCGAGAGGGCAAACAUGGAAAACAAUGCCGUUGCGAAUCCUCAUUUGAAUGAUAGCAAAGAAAUGCCGUCACAUGACACACAAGAAACAUAUGAUGGAGAUCGAUCACGUUGUAAAGAAGAACAUAAAACUACAUAUGUCGGGGGCGACAAUGGUGAUUGUGUAGUCCAAGCUAUUCCAUUGCAGAUUACAGAGAUGGAUCAAAUGGCUGAAGUCGAGAAUCCUUUUGUCAGAGAACCCCAUAAUGCCUCAUCGGGUAGCGAUGGCCGUGAUGUUAAUGCAACGUAUAGACAGCGAAGAAAAUUGCGUUCUUUAGUCGAUAUCAUGGAUAGAAAGAAUUUGAAUUCUCCCGAAGAGAAAUCUAGCAAAAAUGACAGAGGAAAAAAUAAGAAUGUUGUCGAAGAAGACAGAGUACUAACAGAACAACAUAAUUCGAUGCUUGGAGAAGAAGUGGAGCCAAAUUUUGCAAGUUUCCUAUCAAGACAAAAGAUCGAUGGAGUUUCUAAUCUACCCAAAACAUCGAUGUCUGAAUCUAGGACGAGCUGCUCGGAGGAUCACCACAUCCAAGAAGUAGAAUUGGACCUCUCACUUAAUAGUUAUAUCGGCGUCACGAAAAAAUCCAGCAAAAGAGUAUUGUCCGGGAAGCAUCGCGAAAUCCCCGACCUCAAUGAAUCUUUUACAGAAAAUGUUUUGGAAAUGUCUGACGUGCCGGAUAACAACGCCGAAUCUGGUGGAGAUGCAGACGAUAUUCCAAUGGAUAUUGUCGAACUUAUGGCGAGGAAUCAAUGGGAAAGAGCAUAUGGAAACUCUAACCAGCAAACCUUCGGUAACCUUAAUGGUCCGUCGAAUUUGCAGCUGUUCUCAGAUCACAUGUAUAAGGGGAGGAAUUAUGUCAUCAGUUCAAAGGUGGACGGGAAACGGCCUCUAUGGAAUCCAUCCAUAAUCGAUGAUAGGAAACUCGGGUCGAGCUCGAAGCCAGAUUCUUCCUCGAGCAAAAAUAUUACGUACAAAACGCCGCCACCAAAAUGUUUCCUCGAGAACCAUCUAUCUCCAUGCAGCUACCACCCGACUAAACCGUUCUUUUCGGGAUUGUUAUUCUCCCAAAACAGUCAGAGCGCCGGAAUCGGAGUAGCGAAGCUGAUCGACAAUGUUUCUCGAUUACAAGAUGGAGCACCUCCCGGGGCAUCGAGCGAUGCGGAAUUGGGAGCUUGCGCUUUAAACUCGAACCCGGCCGAAUUUAGCGCCCCCGAAGAAGGAAACGAGUUCACUAUAAGCUAUAGAGACCUUAUACGGCGAACGAAUAAGGCUCCGAAGAAAAGAACACAUCGUGUGAAUGAAAACGAAUCGAAUACACAAAGAGCUCGAAAAUAGUCGGGGCUGCGUCGGAGAUACAUGUUGACAUAUAUAUAUAUAUAUACACAAUGUGUGUGGAUAGAAAAAAUAAGACUUGAUGUUUAUAAGGUUUGGCCAUUGUAGUGAAACACUGGAUUUCUUAUCUCAUGUCUGCUUUUCGUGCUGCUCUUUAUUAGCAGUCCCUAGUAACUACCUGUCCUCAUAAAGGGGAAACCUUAGCUUAGCUUCAACGUAUAGUUUAUUGUCUGGAUAUACA
Andrographis paniculata is the source of this 2141-nucleotide messenger RNA. RefSeq lists its product as uncharacterized. The record is from RefSeq and is a predicted model, not a curated record. NCBI's taxonomy places the organism in Eukaryota, Viridiplantae, Streptophyta, Magnoliopsida, Lamiales, Acanthaceae. The transcript is spliced from 9 exons. Bases 368 to 1903 code for a protein of 511 amino acids. Gene Ontology annotation, biological process: negative regulation of DNA-templated transcription; shoot system development; negative regulation of flower development.